AUGAACAUUGAAAACUUCUCAUACGACCCCUCAAAAACAACCACAACCACAACAACGUUAAAUCUUCCGAAACACAAUCCAUACUUCUCAUUUCAUCAAACAUCUCUCGAAGGAAUCGCCGCGGUUGUCGGAGAACAAAUCCUCUUCGGUUCCCACCACACCAACGCCGUUUCACAUCCCAUAACCACAACAGAACUCCCAAAAACCAACACCAUUCCGUUAAGCAAGAGCUACAGAGGAGUAAGAAAACGACCAUGGGGAAGAUGGUCAGCGGAAAUCCGCGACAGAAUCGGUCGGUGCCGUCACUGGCUAGGAACAUUCGACACGGCUGAAGAAGCGGCGCGUGCCUACGACGCAGCAGCUAGGCGACUGAGAGGCUCUAAGGCUAGGACAAACUUUAAGAUACCGUCUGUUUUGCCUAUACCGUUAUCACCAAACUCGAAUGAGUCUUGUUCUUCUUCUGAAACUAACGGUAAGAAGAAAACUGUGCGGAACAGUGUUAGGAAGUGUUGCGUUGUUAGUUCUGUUGGAGAGUUGUUCAGUGGUGUACCUGAGGUUCGAAGAGAAAGGGAUAGUAAUGGUAAUGUAGUUGAGUUUGGUGGUAGAAGCAGUACUAGAAUGGUGGCGUAG
Vicia faba (fava bean) is the source of this 630-nucleotide messenger RNA. Lineage: Eukaryota; Viridiplantae; Streptophyta; Magnoliopsida; Fabales; Fabaceae. The record is from the annotation of a GenBank genome assembly.